Eimeria maxima is the source of this 324-nucleotide messenger RNA. RefSeq lists its product as hypothetical. The coding region runs from base 1 to 324 and encodes 107 amino acids. The transcript is spliced from 2 exons. The record is from RefSeq and is a predicted model, not a curated record. NCBI's taxonomy places the organism in Eukaryota, Apicomplexa, Conoidasida, Eucoccidiorida, Eimeriidae.
AUGUUGAGACGGCUACUGCAGCCGGACACUCCAGCCGCCUGCGAACAGAAGCAGCAGCAGCCGCCUCCGCAGCAGCAGCAGCAGCAGCAGCAGGUAGCACCUCUUGCUGCAGCAGCAGAUUUCGUAGGUUUAAAGAUCCUCGGUGGCGGAGCAGCAGCAGCAGCAGCAGACCAACCCGCGGCCGACUCUGCAGCAGCCGAAGCAGCAGCAGCAGCAACAGCAGCAGCAGCAGCAGGAGGCAGACGUCGAUCCGGAGACUGCGAGCACCAAGUGCGUCAAAUGGUUUCAGGAAUGGAGGCAGUGCAAGUAAACCCCAAACCCUAA